Messenger RNA from Rosa rugosa (rugosa rose), 5084 nucleotides. Its product is annotated as probable disease resistance protein At4g27220. Lineage: Eukaryota; Viridiplantae; Streptophyta; Magnoliopsida; Rosales; Rosaceae. Gene Ontology annotation, biological process: signal transduction. The record is from RefSeq and is a predicted model, not a curated record. The transcript is spliced from 11 exons. Bases 200 to 3529 code for a protein of 1109 amino acids. Gene Ontology annotation, molecular function: ADP binding; protein binding.
AGAGAGCAACCCAGUCAACUACAACAGAAAUAGAAGCUCAGACGGACUUCCAAUCGUUUGGGCAGAGACAGUCAUAAACUCAUAAUCGUUUCUUCAAUCACUGGCGAGGUGAGGACGAAAUUGCCAUUGCUGGCUUGCUGCGAUCCUUAGAUUGAAGCAGUUUUUCAGGUUACUUGUUAUAUAUUAACUUGAUAAGCCAAUGUCGGAGGAUACUCAUGAAUCGGUUGAUGUUGAUGCCUCUGCAUCUCUUCCUUCAUCAUCAGCUCCUCUGUGGAAGCAUGAUGUGUUUUUGAGUUUCAGGGGUGCAGACACUCGAAAAGGUAUUGCAUCGGAAAUAUACUAUCGACUGCAAAACAGGAGAGGAAUCAAAACAUUCAUGGAUGACCAAGACCUUCAAGUAGGGGAUGUUAUUUCUCCCACUCUCCUAACGGCAAUUAAAGAAUCAAGGUUUGCAAUUAUUGUUCUCUCUCAAAACUACGCCUCUUCCACUUGGUGUUUGGAGGAACUUAGACACAUUUGUGAAUGCAUGGAAGAAGUGGAAGAAGACAAAAACAGAAUUCUGCCACUUUUUUAUUAUGUGGAUCCUACUAAUGUACGACAUCAGAAGAGGAGUUUUGGAGAUGCUUUCGCUGAGCAUGAUAAAUCUGGGCGACACGGAUUAGAGAAGGUGCAGCAGUGGAGAGCUGCUUUAAAAAAAGUGGCAAAUUUCUCUGGGUGGAACACACAGGAUUAUAAAACUGAAAGAGAACUUUUGGAUGCCAUUGAGGAAUUUGUGUGCAAUAAAUUACGAGCUACUGAACUUGAGUUUACAAUGUCCAUCGGAGGUUUUGAAGCAUUUGAAGCAACAAAACAAGCCAUUGAUCAGGUCAUGAAUGCGCUGAAAGAUAGUAAGGCCACUACCAUUGGAGUCUACGGAAUGGGGGGCGUCGGGAAGACGACAAUGGUGAAUUAUGUCGGUGUACAAGCCCAAGAAAAUAGGCUUUUUGAUAAAGUGAUUUUGGCUGUCGUAUCCCAAAACCCCGACUUGAUGAAAAUUCAACAGACAUUUGCAGAAAUGCUGGGCUUUGAACUCAAGGAGAAGACAGAAAUUGUAAGAGCCCGUGAAUUGAAGAAGAAAAUAAUGAGAGAAACCAAGAUCCUCAUAAUCUUGGAUGACAUUUGGAAGAGAAUAGAGUUUUCAGACAUUGGAAUUCCGAGCCACAACGAUCUUCAAAGAUGCAAUUCCAAAGUUCUACUGACCACCAGAAAAUUGAGUGUUUGCUACUCCAUGGAUUGCCAUGCAAACAUUCAUCUCAAUAUCUUAUCAGAAGAAGAUUCUUGGAGCUUAUUCGUGAAGGAAGCAAGGAAGUCUUUUGACAAAUCAUCCAAUUUCAAUGCUGUAGCACAUCAGGUGGCUAGAGAAUGCGCGGGUCUGCCAGUUGCUUUGAUAGCAGUUGCGAGGGCCCUUCGAGAUGAAGGUUUAGAUGGAUGGAAAGAAGCUGCUCGACGACUACAAGAGUCUCAACCUGCAAACCCUGAAGAUGAGGAAGAUGUGUACAGAUGCAUCAAGUUAAGCUAUGAUUACUUGAAAUCUGAUGAUUCCAAAUCAUGCUUCUUGCUUUGCUGCCUGUUCCGAGAAGAUUAUGAUAUCCCAAUUGAAUACUUGUUCAAGUAUGGAAUUGGGAAAGGAAUGUUUCAAGAUUCAAACUUACUAGAAGCCCGAGCCACAACUUAUUUAGUGGUGAAGGCCCUUAAAGAUUCUAGCCUGCUUUUGGAAGCUAGAAAUGACAGAUAUGUAAAGAUGCAUGAUGUCGUUCGGGAUAUGGCAAUCUCAAUUUCGUUAUCUGAAGGCCAGCGGGUCUUGGUGAAAGUUGGCUGUGAAUUGAAGAAUUGGCCACAGAUUGAUGCACAUAAAGGCUACACUGGAAUCUCACUAAUGGAGAACGAAAUUUGGAAGCUACCCCAAGAGUUGGUAUGUCCAAAUCUCCAGAUUUUAUUACUGCAAGACAAUGAUCGUCUAUAUGAGAUCCCAGACUCUUUUUUCCAAAGUCAGAAUGAAUUAAGAGUCUUGGAUCUUAGCGGCACUGGUAUUUCAUUACUACCCCAAUCAAUCAGUUUCCUAACCAACCUUCAAGCUUUGUAUUUAGAUUAUUGCGAGAACAUAAUUGACAUUUCUGUAAUCGGAAAACUUAACAAGCUUGAGAUUCUUAGUAUGAGAGGAAUUGCUCUGAGAGAAUUGCCAAGAGAAAUAGGACAGUUGACCAAUCUAAGGAUGCUGGAUGUCAGUACUUUUCCAGACGAGGACAAUGUACCCGACGAAGUUAUCGCCACCGCAACAAUUCCAUCUAAAGUGAUAUCAAAGUUGCAUAAAUUAGAAGCACUGUACCUAGAACGUGGAUGUAGGGAUUGGAGGAGUAAAAUUGAUGAAGAAGGAGAAGAAACCAAUAUUGUCUUUGAUGAAGUAGUUGGUUUAUCAUAUUUAAGCAUUUUGCAAGUUUGCAUAUCAGAUGCAAAUUGCAUCCCUAGAAGUGUUGAGGUCGAACCGAAUUGGGUUCACUUCGAUAUUUGCAUUUGCAGCAACAGUGGUGGACAGAAGGAAAUGGUGAGCUCUCUAUCUGGUGAAAGUUAUAAUCGUAGGGACUUGGGUCUUGAGACAACCAUAGGAACCCUUCCGGACUGGUUUGUCAACUGUGUGGUAAAGAAUACUGAGACGCUAGAUUAUGCUUAUUGCAGAGGGUUGAGUAACAUUCUUGUGGAAUAUGACCGUGGGAGGUUAAAUGGACAGAAAGUUCUCCAUGUACGUGGUUGCUGUGAGAACUUGAAAGAGUUGAUGAAUGCAAUAACAUGUGUUCCUGAUAAGCCUGUGUUUGAGAACUUGGAAGAGUUGCAUCUGUAUUGGCUGGAUGAACUGAAGCAGUUAUGUGUUGGUGAGUUACCACCUGGAUCUCUCCGCGGUCUGAAAUUACUGAAUGUCAGAUCGUGUCGUAACUUGGGGAAUGUGCUGUUGCCAUCAAAAUUGUUGCAGAAACUACCAAAUCUGGAAGAACUAAUCUGUCAGACAAGUGGAGUGGAAUAUGUGUUUGGAUGUGAAGGAUUUGAGCCAGUUCAAACAAAUCUGAGAGAGAUGGAGUUGCGUUAUCUAGACGUAAUAAGAAGCUUAUGUAAUGGUCAUGCUCCACGUGGAAUGUUCCAGGCUCUAAAGAAAUUGGCCAUUGAGAGGUGCAACAUCCAGGGAAGUCUCUUCACAUUUGAUGUAGCUCAAUGUCUUUUUCAACUGGAAACCCUUGUUGUACGCGACUGCCCUGUGUUGGAAAGAGUAAUCGAAGCAAGGAGGGAAACAUUGAACAACAAGAAGACCGUUCUUCCAAUAUUGAAGAACUUAAUUUUGGAAUAUCUUCCAAUGUUGUACGAGGGAAGUGCUACUAUUGAUUUUGAGUGUCCUUCAUUGGAAACCUUAUAUCUGUGGGAGUGCCCCCACUUGUCAUUUCCACGCUCCUCUGCUUCUGACUACUUCCACAGCAGGAACCAAGUUGAAGUUGAUUUCGAUUAGGAGGGGGAUGAACAGUAACAUUCAAGUGAUUUGACCAUUUUUUCCCUCCCUUCCAAUCAAUUUACACUCACUUGCCCCUGCCACCUACCUGUUCAUCUGCUGAGCCACCACGUAAUUCUGGGCUUCACACCUGUCGUCUUUUCUCUGCUGCGCAGAAGUGAAUAGAAGCUGAGAGCGGUAGAGAUUGAUAGGGAGUGAGAGAGAGAGACAGUCACUUUCAGUCUAUCUGUUCUUUCGAUUUGACGGUGGAGGUCUCCAAUCUGACAAUCUGUGCUUAGGCACCGAACCAGAAAAUCACCCAGACACUCAGAUCGUUUUGAGGUUCUUGCUGAGGCCAUCGGAAUCGUUCAGCCAAAUUAAGGAUGUGAAUUGACUGAGAUUGAGAACCCGAAAAGAUGACCCGCACCGUAGCCUAAAAUGUUCCCUAUUUCUCCUGGGUUGGUUUCGCGAUGGAGGACCCGAAAAGAUGACCCGCCUGUUUCAUUUCAUUCGAAUUUCCUCUCUUUCCCUAUAUUCCAAACCAACUUAGCCUCCGCCUAGAGAGAGGAAGCUUCCACCUUUCAAAUCAAACUCGGAGAAAUCAAAGUCGUGUAGAACGCGCCGAUCGAGUCCAAUCUGCCUACAUUUGAGAGUCCUAGCAGCCAAUGAAUUGUACACCAGAGCUGAUCUACAAAACCCACAUGGCCAUACGACGGGGAGUUAGCCAGCAGCUGCCGAUGGGUUCCGCCGUUCUUUACUCUGAAUUUAUUCUAGGGGAAUCAAAAUAUUAAAUUGGCUCAUGUAAUUGAAAGUAUUGAAGGGGUGUAGAUGGAGUCUCGUGGCAAGUCACUGAAGUUAUUGACUGCAGUUUCCCAGUCUACCCCAGUAACAGAGGCAUUUAAUCUAGCUAACGAUAUUCUACAACAAGGUGUUCGUGGUAUCUCUGAUAUAAUCACGAUUCCUGGGCUGGCAAAUGUCGACUUUAAUGAUGUAAGGGCUAUAAUGGUGAAUGCGAGUUCUUCAUUGAUGGGGAUAGGAACUGCAACUGAUUAGCAUCACUCUAAUUGGUACUGGAUUCAAACGCCAAGAAGAAAGUGAUGGGGAGGCCACACUAGGCACAAGGAGACAUUACCCUUGGAAUCAAUCGAAGACCAUCCUCCUUCUCAGAAGGCAGUUCUGUCGAGAUUCCCAAUUUCUUGAAGAAGAAAGGACACUCACGUUAUCGAAGAGCUUGAAAUGCUUCCUCUUUAUUACCACAUCAGCCUCUUCAUUACCACAUCAGCAUCAAUCUGAGGGAUUUAAGUAUGCCUCUGUAGAUACUAGAUGAUAGAUCCUCGAUAUGUCAUUUGUUAGUACUUAGUAGUGGUUCCUAGCCUUCAUAUAUUAGUGCACACUCGUCUGAGCAUUUUGUCUGUUCCCUUUUGUUCCCAGAAUAUUUCAAUAAAAGACUUUGGCGUGUAUAGAGUUUUCCAUCUAGGAAGUGAGAUAGAACUUAUGGAGAAGCAUGAAUUGCUUUGCUUCAGAGAAAAUUCUUCUUUGUUACUUAAUAUCUGAUUUUAAUUUAAGCUUUACUUUA